UUAAAAGUGUUACUAAACCCACAACCGUAAAAUCAGUCUGUAUAUACAGUAAAGUAUGCUUGUUAUACUCACUGUGGAACCUAAGGACUUAAUCCCCCGCAUUGUGUAAAAAGGAUGUUGGAUCAUUUCUUCUCUGAUUAUCCCCUUCUUCCAUUAACAGAUAUUUAGAAUCACUACACAUGCUCAGUUUGGUGUGUAUUGCUAGAGAGGUUUUUUUUUUUUUUUGGGGGGGGGGGGGUGCAUGUGAUCAGCACAGGGCCAAUCAGCACUUUCCAGACAGUUGUCAGGGGUUGUGCAUUCUCUUAGACCAAAACAAAAGCUCCUCC
This is a messenger RNA of Staurois parvus, 326 nucleotides long. NCBI's taxonomy places the organism in Eukaryota, Metazoa, Chordata, Amphibia, Anura, Ranidae. The record is from the annotation of a GenBank genome assembly.